UAAGAGCCACAUCUCGGGAUUACGGGAACGGGAAGCACUACGACAUCAUAACAUUCCCCUAUCCAAAACUUUAUGGGCGUCAUAGAAGUGACGACAGUAGAUUAUAUGGUUCCAAACUUCUAAUUCGCCAGUGCCGCCGAAUCGAGUAUCUUAAGAACUGCAAUCCAUAUCGGGGAAAUUGUUUCUGUACCCUUUACGAUACAACUGGACAACUUGUCAGCCAUAAAGAUAAAAAUCGGUUAGCAAUUGCUGUUGCCCCCACGUAGCUCAUCGAAUGCGAAAACAAGAAAUCUAAUAAAAUCCCCACCCAUUUUAACGCGAAGUGUUUAUCGUACAGUUGCUCUGAUAUCAGAGAAACUACCGAUAAUUCUCCCCGUAACCGAAUUCUCCAGACCUUCAAUGUCGCCGUGCUUCGUAUAUCUUUAGGGAACCGAAGCGACUUGUACCUCAAUUGGAACUCGAAGGUUGAGGUCCCCGGUUGCGGGUGAAUUGAAGGAUAAAAAGACCGGAGCGGUCCGGCAGUGUUUAAUAGAGUCCUUAAGGUGGAAUUCCUUCAAGUGUUUGGAAGGAUAUAGAAGGACUUUAUAGUUGCAACAGAAAACCAGUGAAUAAAAAUCCAAUACAAAAUGAGUUUCAACUCCAAAUAUCACAUUGAUGUGGACUUUGAGGUGCCCAAAAAGCUGCAAUGGUACUAUGCCCCCGCCUUCUUCGGAUUCUGGCUGGUGCUCUACCUCUCACUGGUCAACACCCAGAUGAACCACAUGCCCCAACCACUGACCAGGAGCGACGAGGCCAGCCAUCCCGGUGCCUUCAUCGCCCAGCGGGCCGAGGACACUCUGAUUGAGCUGACCCGCAUCGGACCGCGAGUGGUGGGCAGCAUGGCCAACGAGGAGGCCGCCGUGGAGUUCCUGCGCGCCGAGGUGGCCAAGAUUGAGGCCGAGAUGAGCGACCGCCUCGAGAUCGAUGUGGAUGUCCAGCAGGCCAGUGGGGCCUACAUGCACUGGGAGAUGGUGAACAUGUACCAGGGCAUCCAGAACGUGGUGGUGAAGCUCUCCGAGAAGAACUCCACCAACGAGAACUUCCUGCUGAUCAACAGUCACUACGAUUCGGUGCCGGGAAGUCCUGGAGCCGGCGACGAUGGGUCCAUGGUCGUGACCAUGCUGGAGGUGAUGAGGGUGAUAGCCAAGUCCGACGAACCACUGGCCCAUCCCAUUGUCUUCCUCUUCAACGGAGCCGAGGAGAAUCCCCUGCAGGCAUCGCACGCCUUCAUCACCCAACACAAGUGGGCCAAGAACUGCAAAGCUCUCAUUAACCUGGAUUCGGCAGGAAGCGGUGGUCGGGAGAUUCUGUUCCAAUCGGGACCCAAUCAUCCCUGGCUGAUGAAAUACUACCGGAAUGUGCCGCAUCCUUUUGCUAACACACUGGCCGAGGAACUUUUCCAAGCUGGCUAUAUUCCCUCCGACACGGACUUUCGCAUCUUUCGUGAUUUUGGAGGAGUUCCCGGUCUGGACAUGGCUUACAUCUUCAAUGGAUAUGUUUACCACACCAAAUACGACAGGAUCAAUGCUUUUCCCCGGGCCUCUUUCCAGCACACAGGUGAUAAUGUACUAUCACUAGCCCGAUCCUUGGCCAAUGCUCCCGAGGUGGAUGAUACUGCUGCUCACUCCGAAGGGCACAAUAUAUUCUAUGACUUCCUUGGCUGGUUCAUGAUCUUCUACACGGAGACAACGAGCAUCAUUGUAAAUGUGGUGGUCACAUUACUUGCCCUACUGGGAAUCGGCAUAUCCCUUUACUUUAUGUGCGUUCGAUCGGGCUGCAGUUGGAAGGGUGUCCUGCUCCGCUUUUCCAUCACCGUGGCCAUCCAGUUCAUCUCUCUGGUUUUGGCCGUGGGUCUCGCCCUGCUGGUUGCUGUUUUUAUGGAUGGUGUGGAUCGUUCGAUGUCCUGGUUCACCUCCUCUUGGACUAUCUUUGGCCUGUACCUGGCACCCAUUAUCUUUGGGUUGAGCAUUCUACCGGCUCUGUAUCUGGAGAAGACGAAAAGGGAUCCCUUGGGACUGGGCUUCCGCAUCCAGCUCUUCAUGCACUCGCACUGCAUCUGCCUGAUUGUAAUAAUGCUCACCCUCACCGGACUGAGUAUCCGAUCGGCCUAUCUGAUAAUGCUCUGCGUACUUUUCGACAUCGUUGCGCUGAUUGUCAAUUUGGUGACAAAGUGGCACCGCAAGGCCUACUUGUUUGCCAUCGCCGUCACCGUCUGCCAGAUACUGCCCUUCGUCUACUUCACAUAUCUGUGCACCGUGGCUCUGGCCACUCUAUUGCCGAUGCAAGGACGAUCGGGAUCCUCGACAAAUCCGGAUAUGGUUAUUGCAGUUCUGGUCUGGGUAUUUUCUCUCAUGUUUGCCGGAUUCAUUGCCCCGAUAAUCAUGUUCUUCCGCAAGACUAGAACGAUAGUGCUGUGCUUCCUGGGAAUCACCAUUCUGUUCAUAAUUAUUGCUGUCACUAAUGCCGGAUUUCCAUACAAGGAAAAGACAUCUCCACAGCGUUACUCUUUGAUACACGCACACCGUCGUUUGCAUAAUGCAGAUGGAAGUACUCGAAUCGAUGAGUCUGGCCUGUAUAUUUAUCCCCAAGAUAGACGUUUUGAGAUCGCCCGAGACGACAUCGAUGCCAUUGGAGAGGCGCACAAAGUAAGUGACUUUUGCGACGAGGAGAUGUUCUGCGGCAUGCCCCUUUAUAAUCACCGUUGGAACAAGGCCCGGCAAUAUAGCCUGUGGAUCGAAACGUCGGAACAGCCAGAGAUACCCACCGAAUAUCCAAUGCUGGUUCUGCAGGACAGCAGCGAACUGGAGAGUCCUACGCAAAGGCGAUUCAAUUUCACUCUGGCAGGACCCUCUCACAUGGGAAUAUUCAUAAAUGUGAAAAACGAUGCCAGGAUACUGAACUGGUCCUUCAAUGACACGCUCAUCCGAGAGCAGGCGGAACCGCCGUAUAUGGUGUACUUCUCCUACGGACUGGACGACAGUCCUCUUGAGUUUACCAUCGAUGUUGAGGUAACCAGAUACAUGCUAAUUGCGUGUAAUUAUUUGGCUUACAACCGAACUGUUUAUUAUUUGCAGAAGACGACCUCAAUGUUUGACACACCCACCCUGGAGAUUGGCAUUGGGGGUCACUGGGUGACCCAGGAUAUCACUGCUAUUGAGAAACUCAGCAGUUACAUCAGUCGAUUUCCGUCCUAUGCCUAUAUUCAGGGCUGGGUGGGCACCUACGAGACAUGGUACUUCUAGGGCCAAGCCGCAAAUGAUAUUGCUUCUGAUUUACUAAUUGUAGUCAUUAAGCGUUAACGAUUAACUGUAUAGAAUCUGAAAAAAUUACAUAUUUUAAUAAACUACAAUACGAAUACUAUAAUUACAA
This is a messenger RNA of Drosophila rhopaloa, 3408 nucleotides long. RefSeq names its product endoplasmic reticulum metallopeptidase 1. The record is from RefSeq and is a predicted model, not a curated record. Bases 627 to 3281 code for a protein of 884 amino acids. Gene Ontology annotation, biological process: proteolysis. Gene Ontology annotation, molecular function: metalloexopeptidase activity. The transcript has 8 exons. Lineage: Eukaryota; Metazoa; Arthropoda; Insecta; Diptera; Drosophilidae.